This is a messenger RNA of Falco peregrinus (peregrine falcon), 5188 nucleotides long. It is a transcript of the gene NCAPD3, whose product is annotated as non-SMC condensin II complex subunit D3. Gene Ontology annotation, biological process: mitotic chromosome condensation; meiotic chromosome condensation. Gene Ontology annotation, molecular function: histone binding. NCBI's taxonomy places the organism in Eukaryota, Metazoa, Chordata, Aves, Falconiformes, Falconidae. Gene Ontology annotation, cellular component: condensin complex; condensed chromosome, centromeric region. The record is from RefSeq and is a predicted model, not a curated record. The coding region runs from base 43 to 4584 and encodes 1513 amino acids. The transcript has 35 exons.
AGGCGCACGGGGAUUGGUCCUUUCGAAGGGCCGGCGGGCGGCAUGGCGGCGGGCGGGCGGCGGGGCCAGCGCUCGGGGGAGCUACCGCCGGCGGAGCGACCGGCCGCGCUGCCGGCCGCCCUGGCGCGGUGGCAGCUGCGGGACGUGAGCCCAGUGUGGGUGGAGGCGGUGUGGGACCUGGAUUUCACGGACACCGAGCCCCUGGACGCCAACCUGGCAGCCGACAUCGCGGGAGACGGCCUCGAUGCCUUCACCCGGCUCUACCAGUGCCUGGCGCCCUUCGCUUCGGAGGCGCAGGGCAGCAGCGAGAAUAUCUGGACCGUGUUUGCUGAAAACAACUUCUCUCAUAAAGCGCUUGUGGCUGUGCUGCAUCACUUUGUCCAAGCAGGGCAGCAUAAAAGAGCUCAAGCACAGCAGAGGGUUUACGCUCUUCAUGCUGCUGGGUUGUACUUCUUACUGCUGGAGAUCCCAGGCAGCGUAGUUAACCAGCUGUUCCAUCAAGUGAUGUUUGAUAAGUGUCUUCGCACUCUGACAAAAAGUUGGCCUCAAGAACAGGAUCUGAUGAAGAAAAGAAAGAAGAUGCAUACUCAAAGCUCUCAGACCAAUGCAAAAAGAAAUAGAAAGAAAGGAAAACCAUGCAGGAAUGGCAAAUCCGAUAUGGAAGAGUCAUUGGAAGAGGAGCAUGAGGAUGAAGAGAAUUGUGAAAAUGCUUACUUUUCAACGGAUGAUCUUCUACAAAUUCGCAACUCAAUCUUCAUUCUUCUGAAAAACUUGUUAAGACUUCUGCCUAAAUUAUCCCUAAAAGAAAAACCUCAGUGUGUGGAGAACUGCCUGCAGGUCUUCCUUGCAAUGGCAAGGUUUGAGCCGACGGUACAGGAGUUUGAGUUCGAGUUUUCAGUAGCAACGAAUGUCGACAAAGCCAAGUACAUUCCCGAGCUGGCGUAUCAUGGGCUGUGGUUACUGUGUUCCCUUCUACACGGUACAGAAGAUAAGAUUCUUCGUUGUGUCUUCCAGCGAAUUCUCAAUAUCAUUCUUAUGCUGGAAAGCGAUGUGUCUUCCAGAAGUGUAGUCCUUGCAAUCACGCCGGCUGUGAUCAGUGCCAGGAAUCAGGCUAUAAAAUUCAUCAGUUCUGUAGUAGAUGAGCUGAAAGAAGUUGUAUUUCCUGUUCUUCGAAUAUUGCUGCAACAUAUCUGUACCAAGAUCCCAGAUAAGGCUGAUUAUCGCACAUACGCUGCACAGGCCUUGGUGAAUUUGCUGAAUAAACUCCCUUGCGUAGAGUUUGCUGACUUCAUCGCUUGGCUUUAUAAGUACUCACACCACACCAAAGUUGCCUACAGAAUGUUUGCUCUUGACGUAGUGUUAGCUCUGUUGGAUGUGCCAGAGAGGAAGUCGGACAGCUCCCUGUCCCUGGAUCAUCGGAAGUUUCUAGAUCAUAAGUUUUUAGUACGGGUCAUAGUGUUUGGCAGGUGUUUGGACAAAGCAGCCGUCAUCCGUAGCAAAGCUUUAAGUGUCUUUGCCCACUGUCUUGAAAUGAAAACUGCUGCUGACUUGGAGAGUGUGCGGGGCUUACUACAAAGCUCUUCUGACUGUACAGGCUUGGAAGAAAACACAAACACUGAGAAUUUGACAGUCAGUGCAGAAGCUACGUCCAACCAUACAGUGAAGACCUUAGCAACUUUCAGAACUAUUGAGUUGACAGACAGCAGUGAUACUACUGUGCUUAAUGGAAAAGAAUUCAUGGCCAUGCUGAGACUGAGAGCCAAAGAUGAGAAAACCAACGUGAGGAAAUCUGCUCUCCAGGUUUUUAUGAACAUCAUGAAGCACAAAGUGAUCCCUUUUACUGCAGAAGAUCUGUCUAUUCUUCAGGAUCGUUGCCGGGACCCUGCUGUUUCUGUGCGGAAGCAGGCCUUGCAUUCUAUAACAGAGCUCCUUGUGGUUCAGCACAACAAUGUUCUGGUGCAGAAGGCCUGGUUAAAUGGGGUGGUGCCUGUUGUGAUGGACACUGAAAGUUCUGUCCAAGAAAAGGCCUUGGAUUGCCUUGAUCAGCUCUUGUUGCAACAUAUAAAAAAUUACAAUAAAUUCAGCAGUAAAGAUGCAAAGCAGGCUUUAGCGUGGGAUCUCCUUACCCUCUUGACUUCAGAAAGCCAGGAGAUAAACCGUUACUUGAACAAAGCUUUUCAUAUAUGGUCCCAACAGAAGAAGUUCACCACCACUUUUGUUAAUAAUGUCAUGUCUCAUGUGCAAACGGAGCAUGCUGUAUCGGCUUGGAUGUUGCUUGCGAAGGUGGCAGCUUCCUCACCCCAGCUGGAUUAUUCCAAGGUCAUUGAAUCCUGGGACAAUGUCAGCAGGCAGCAGGACAUGAGCGCUGAUACUACAGGACAUAUACUGUGUGUCAUCGGUCAUGUUGCAAAGCACCUCCCUAAAAGCACCUGUGAGAGGCUGAUUGGUAAUAUCAAGUGCUGGCUGUGGGAAUUUCAGUGUCCCUUGGAGGUGAUUAGCCCAGCUGUAGAAACUCUGCAGAAGCUCUGCCAUGUGUGUGCAGAUGUGCUGGAGGAGGCACAGGAGCUGCUCAACCAGGUGUGUGGAGAUUUAGUAUCCACCUGUGAAAGCUAUAUUUCGAAUAUAGUCUUCAAAGAGGGUGGAGCAGAGAACCUGCAAGAAGAUCUCUUGGUGAGACACCUCUUCAUCUUGGGAGAGGCUGCACAGCUGUGUCCAGCCAAAGUGGAGAAGCGCAUCUUUCUUUUGAUCCAGUCCAUUCUGGCCUCUCCUGUCAGUAAGGACCAAGUGUCUGCUUCUCCAGAUUGUGAGGAAAUUUCAGCUUCUCAGCCACUGUCCCAAUUCAGAGGAUCGGUCAUGCCUUCGGUGGUCAGAGCUCAUGCGUUCAUUACUCUAGGUAAAUUGUGUUUACAGCACGAGGAUCUGGCAAAGAAAUGCAUUGCAGCUCUAGCGCGAGAGCUGGAGGUGUCGCAUGAUGUGGCCGUUCGCAAUAAUGUUGUCAUCGUUAUGUGUGAUCUCUGUAUCCGCUACGCAUCCAUGGUGGACAGAUACAUUCCCAACAUUUCGCUGUGUUUGAAGGACCCAAACCCCUUCAUCCGUAAGCAGACGCUGAUCCUGCUUACCAACCUUCUGCAGGAGGAGUUUGUGAAAUGGAAGGACUGUCUCUUCUUCCGUUUUGUCAGUGUCCUGGUCGAUCCAAAUCCAGAUAUUGCCAGAUUUGCUGAGUUCUGCCUGGUGCAUCUCUUACUGAAGAGGAAUCCAGUAAUGUUCUCCCAGUACUUCAUUGAGUGCAUCUUCCAUUUCAAUAGCUAUGAGAAACAUGAGAAGUACAACAGGUUCCCCCAGAGUGUGCGGGCAAAGAAUCUCUUCUCUCUGAAGGGGAAAGAUAACAAAGAAAAAAGGAUGCAUAUCUACAAGUUCCUGCUAGACCACUUUACGGAUGAGCAGAGGUUCAGCAUUACAACGAAGAUCAGCCACAGUGUCCUAGCGUACUUUGUGGAUAACGUCCUUCCAUUGGACCUGGAAGCCAGUGAGCUGCUCUCGGAUACGUUUGAAGUCCUUAGCUGCAAAGAAAUCAAGCUAUCAACGAUGAGAUCAAAACCCGAUGAAGACAUUCAGCCUGAUGAAGAUGAAAUGGCAAUGGCCAAUGCUGUCAUACAGGCAGCACAAAAAAAGCUCAUCUCGCAGGUCCAAAAGAAGAACUUUAUAGAAAACAUCAUCCCAGUAAUCACGUCACUCAAGUGUUUGAUGGAGCAGAAGAGGAUCCCAGCUGUUAAGGACCUUAUGAAUUACCUGCGGGAAAUGAUGCAAGAUUACCGAAAUGAAAUCAAAGACUUCUUUGCUGUGGACAAGCAGCUGGCAGCCGAGCUGGAGUACGAUAUGAAGAAAUAUGAAGAGCAGCUGGCCAGGGAGAAGAACGCAGACCAAGAGCAGGACUCGGCAGCGCAGCCUGAGGUGCAACCUCCGUCUUUGGAGAGAGCUGCAACUCCUGGUCGCUGCAGUAGUAAUGCAAGUGGGAAACGGUCCUCGCUACCUAGAUCAAGUCCUUUCUCUGUGCAUUCCGAAUUUACUGCGCGUAGUCCUGGUGUUCCGAAACACCCACUACUGAGUCGCAGGCCAGCAUCCUUGAGCACAUUGUCCAUCCUGAACUCUGCCAAGAAAGAAACAGAAGCCAGAAGCAAGCAACACAGCAAGAGCGUCGGAGGAACGGCUUCAUCACUUCCAUUAAGCACUGCUGGCAGCAAGCAAGUGUCCUUUCAAAGCCUGAAUCGACAGUCUACCAGAAUAAAUGAUUCUGUGGUGGGCCGUGCAAUAAGCACACCAAAACAGAACAUUAAUGACUUCACUUUUAGUGCGGGGCUCAGUAACAUCAGAUUGAUGGAGACACCUGGUUCAGCUCUAGAGAAUAAAGAGGCUGACUGUGAGUCAAGAGGUAUCAUCUGUUUGCUAGCACCAGAGAAACCCCCGUCCCUGCCACGGGAGUGGAAAGUAGAAUCCCCAGCAAGGAAAAAAAGCAGCCAGCAAGUCCCUCUAAGACUGUCCCGGCGGCGAACUCCACUGAAACCAGACAACUGUUGCUUUCCUUGAACAUUUUUUGUACAGAAUCACCAUGUUGCCUAGAAUCUGUCCUUUUCCUCUGCAAUUAUAAAUCAUUGUGGGCACGUCAUUCCUUCUUUAUCUAUUCUUAUUUGGUUUUUCCAUGAAACUGUCUAGAAUACGGCCCUAUACAAAGCCUGCAUUAACAGAUGUAUUUAUAAGCUGCCGCUGUUGACAAAGCUUACUGGAGUGCUAGAACACUGCGGUAUAAAGGGAGGCUUGCUCUUCACUCGCAGGAUGUAUAAUUUGUCCAUCUGGAAAAGUAAGAGCAUAAUGCUGCCACAAGCUUAGCAUUAAAUUCAUUUAUCACAGCUUGCAGGGAAGUGAGUGGCUCAGCUUUGUUCCCUCGAUCCCUCAUUGUCCCUCUUGGUUAUAUACUAGAGUUGCUUUAAUUUGAACAAAGGUGAAACAGCUUGUCACUGCCACACCCCUAAAUCUGGUAAUUGCACGCUACAUCACCUCUUAUUUGUUGUGCAAACUCCUGUGUGUAUGAACAGCGUUAAUGUUCUUUUAUAUGGAAUAUUUCCAUUCUUGAACUAUGUUAUUUUCAACUAUUAACAUUUUAUGAAAAUAAAUGGUUACAGAAUUAAUUCCA